Aspergillus novofumigatus IBT 16806 is the source of this 1191-nucleotide messenger RNA. Its product is annotated as uridine-cytidine N-ribohydrolase. Gene Ontology annotation, molecular function: purine nucleosidase activity. Gene Ontology annotation, biological process: purine nucleoside catabolic process. The coding region runs from base 1 to 1191 and encodes 396 amino acids. Gene Ontology annotation, cellular component: cytosol. The transcript has 4 exons. The record is from RefSeq and is a predicted model, not a curated record. Lineage: Eukaryota; Fungi; Ascomycota; Eurotiomycetes; Eurotiales; Aspergillaceae.
AUGGCACCCUCCCCUGACAGCCCAAUUCCUCUAUGGUUGGAUUGUGAUCCUGGACACGAUGACGCAUUCGCUAUUCUGCUCGCUGCGCAUCACCCGUCGUUGCAACUCUUAGGAAUUACAACCGUCCACGGCAACGCUUCUCUCGAGAAUACGACGACUAACGCUCUAAGAGUCCUCGAAGCUAUCGGUCGUCCAGAUGUCCCUGUCUAUGCCGGCAGCAGGAAGCCUUUUUGCCGGCCUGCAGUUCACGCUCCGGACAUUCAUGGCGACUCUGGACUCGAUGGAACUGAUUUGUUACCGAAAGCAACGAGGCUUCCUGUGACAGACAAAAACCCAAUUGUCGCAAUGCGUGAUGCUCUCAUGGCACAGCCAAAGGGAACGGCUUGGGUUAUCGCAACUGGCACUCUGACCAAUGUUGGCUUGCUCUUCGCAACGUUUCCCGAAGUAGCGGCCCAUAUUCAGGGUCUUAGCAUCAUGGGCGGUGCCGUUGGUGGAGGCUUCACAGAUGCUCCCAUGAGCCGACUGCCGGGGGAACAUGAGAGAAUUGGAAAUACGACACCCUGGGCAGAGUUCAAUAUCUACGUGCGUAUAUCAAUAUCGCGUGUGAUUUCCGGGUCGCUUUCUAACAUCGUGUUCGGUCAACAGUGUGAUCCUGAGGCCUCCAAAUCUAUUUUCAGCAAUCCUACCCUGGCACCGAAGACAACAAUGAUCGGGUUGGAUUUGACUCACCAAGUGCUUGCUUCUCGUAGUGUGCAAAACCGCAUUCUCCAUGGAUCCGGCGACCCCACCAAAACCCCCUCGGUUCUCAGGAGAAUGAUGCACGCCCUACUUGUCUUCUUUGCUCAGACCUACGACACCGUCUUCGGCUUGUCGUCCGGUCCUCCGCUUCACGAUCCGCUCGCGGUGGCCGUCGCUAUCUCAAAUCUCAACCCGACCUUUGCGAAAAAGCACCCCGACCAAGCCUUGAUGUUUAAUGACAAGAAUGGUGAGCGGUUUGCUGUCGACGUGGUCACCGAUGGCAUCCAUUCAAAGAGUGUGUUGGAGACGGGACAGCUAGGCCGUACACUAGCUACUCCAAUGGGCGGACAUGGUGUAGCUAUCCCCAGAGGAGUGGACCUGGAGGCCUUUUGGGGUUUGAUUUUGGAUUGCCUCACCCGCGCCGAUAAAUGGAACGCUGCGCGAAAGCCAUGA